Parnassius apollo (apollo) is the source of this 909-nucleotide messenger RNA. The record is from the annotation of a GenBank genome assembly. NCBI's taxonomy places the organism in Eukaryota, Metazoa, Arthropoda, Insecta, Lepidoptera, Papilionidae.
AUGCGGGCGUACUAUAGGGCGAAAGGGGAAGAAACUGCGGGGAUAGCGUAUCGGGCUCGGAUGCAUUGCUUUUUUGCUGAGCUGGAGCCGUCUAUUCCCGUCACGGAACAAAACCUGGCAGACCGAGUUCGGUACAUCAUGCGCUCGAAAAUAUUCGAUGAUGCCGAGCUCGAACGACUACGACGUGAGGCCAUUCCCUCAUCGAAUGAAUUGGCUACGGCUGGGGAUGAGGCUCCUCAGGCGACAGACCAGCUGCCACGCGUAGAAGCCGCCAUGGAUCUUCCAGUUGUGGGUGAUUCAGACGAUGAUGAAAUGGUCUCCCACGAACUAGAGCAAAUGAGGAGUAUAUUGGAAGAGGCGAUUUUAGAAACGCGCAGCAUGCCUCUCGAAAAUCGACCGCGACUUCCCCGCAUACCCCUAAGCAAGCGAAAUCGGGCUGUCGUGAGGGCUCUUAACCCAAUGCUGGCAACCUAUUUGGAAGCCAGCCGGGACCUUUGCGAGACGGACUCAGUUCUUUUUGGCGCCGCAGUGGCAGCUUGCCGUAUUAUUGGCGCCAAACUUCCCAUGGCUGGACGCGCUACUAAACAAAGUAGCGCCAUCCCAGCCUGGAGAAAAAGAAUUGAGGACCGUAUCGCAAAGGCAAGGGCCCUUAUCGGCAGACUGAUAAGCUUCAGGUCGGGUAAUAAUAGACCGAGGGUUGUGCGCACCGUUAGAAUGGCGUUUGCUGGGACAAAUAUCAGUUUGUCCCAGCCGGAUAUCACGCAGAAACUAACGGAGCGCAUAGACGACCUGAAGCAAAAGAUUGCCGCUUGGGGGAAGCGGAUUCGCCGAUUUAUCGAGAGGUCAAGGCGGUUCAACCAGAAUCGUCUCUUCCAGAGUGAUCAGAAUAGGCUCUACAAAUCAUUGUAG